Messenger RNA from Diachasma alloeum, 2278 nucleotides. RefSeq names its product transmembrane protein 199. Gene Ontology annotation, cellular component: endomembrane system. Lineage: Eukaryota; Metazoa; Arthropoda; Insecta; Hymenoptera; Braconidae. Bases 23 to 679 code for a protein of 218 amino acids. The record is from RefSeq and is a predicted model, not a curated record. Gene Ontology annotation, biological process: vacuolar proton-transporting V-type ATPase complex assembly. The transcript is spliced from 2 exons.
CCCUAACUAAUUCUGUCUCAUUAUGCCUGUAGAGCAGAUUGAGGAUCCCUCAGUAAAGAUAAAGCCCCCAUCGAAGCUAAUUCACUUCGUCCGAAAGAACGUGAACGUGACGGAGGCACCAGAAGGUCUGCGAGCCCUGAAGAAAUCCCACAAAUCCGAACCUCUGUUGAAGACCGAGGACAUCAAGUGGCUGAACGAUUUCCUGAUCGAGUACCGGGAAAAUUCAGAAACCAAAGUUUACAUUCACGAGCUUCUGGAGGGGGCGGACGUGAUUCUACCAGAGCCCAAGGUCACACCGCGGAAUCCAGUGCUGGAGGCGAGAAUCCAAAAAUUGACUGCUCAACAGUCGGCCAGGGAGUACGAGGCGAUGACCAAAGGGGUGGACGCCGUCAGGAAAUUUUACCCAGAGGACACUAUUUCAUACCAAAUGAAGGAAAUUAAUAAACAACUCAUCGCUGUAGCCCAGUUCGUCUUCUCAGUGAUAGCAGCCUUUGCAUUUGGCUUCAUAGGGCUAGAGCUCAUCGUGGGUAGCCUUGAUUUUGGCUUCAGAUUACUAUUAGGAAUAAUCUGCGGCCUCAUUGUAGCACUCGCUGAGAUAUACUUCCUCGCUAAGAAGUUGAAUGAAGACUGCUGGGAGCCACCACCACCCAAAGUGUUUACAAAACCCCAUCAAGAAUAAUAAAUUGUUAUACUUGAGGUCAAUUUCAUUCAUUGGGAUUUUAAUAAUAGAAACAUCAAGCAUGUGCCUGUAAAUAAUAAGCAAUAUCGUGGCAUUGAAUACAUUGUUUUAAGGAAAUAUCUGUCGUAGUCCCUGGUUUCUUGUUUCUUCAUCCACAAAUACCUUAGUUGUAGUGUCGAUCAUAAGUUCAUUUUAAUUAUUUUAGCGAGUCAUUUCUCCAAUAACAUCUGUCAAUUUUUGUUGUAGAGCUUCCGUCGAAUAUUCCAGAAAAUCCACCGCCAGUGGCCAGUGAUUGGGAGUCGAACAAUUCGUGUCCAAGUUGCCGCAAGACGUUUAAACACAGGUGCAACUUGAACACUCAUGUGAGGUACGAGUGUGGGGUGCCACCGAGGUACAAUUGUCCUUACUGUGCCAAGCAAGCGAAACACUUGACCAAUGCGCGCAGCCACGUGAAACGGUGCCAUCCCGAGCGAGAGAUGAAGGUGAUCGAUGUGCUCAUGGGGAAAAUCGUGGGGCCCAGCACCAGUCACACCGGCAAUUUCAGGAGAUAAACUCAUUUUUUUGGUUCAUCAAGUGUAAUUUUGAGGGUUUUUUUUCUUUACCAUUUGAUUUCGUCCAUCUACUCAGAAAUUUAUGCCUUUUUCAUCAUUUUUUAAGGCAAAAAUUUUUGUCUCGUUCAUUUAUAUUUUUAUAAUAGUUUUUUGGGUUGAUGAAGUAUCAUUUUCAGUGUUUUAUUUUUUAUGAUUUGACUUUUUUUCGUUCUUUCCAGAAAUUAAUGGAUUAUCGGACAUUCUGCGAAUGAAUAAAGACAAAUUUAGUCUUUUUCAUAAUUUGUUUUAACGGCAAAAAUUUUUGUCUCGUUCAUUCUUAUUUUGUAAGUUUUUGGGUCGAUGAAGUGUUCUUCUUUUAGUUGUUUCAGAAAUUCGUAGAUUGUCAGACAUUCUACGUACGAAUGAAGCCAGAAAUUUUGUCUCUUUCAUGUUACUUUAAGAAAGGCAAUUGUUCUGGGCUGUGACAUCAAAUAAAUUAACAACUAAUACAAACGUGUUCAAUCGUUUUCACUGUUCCAAGCAAAUGUAUCAGCGAUUUAUGGGACGAUUCCAAGGAUUCUGUUUUGUUACAACUUGACAUUGUUUUUUUUCAGGAAUAAACAGCUCACCAGUCAUACUACGUAUAAAUAAUGAUUUAUAAAUGAAAAACAAGUUUCUUCUCGUCAAUAAUUGUUUCGAGAAGGCAGGGCAUUUUGUCUUAUCCAUUAUUGUUUAGAAAAUGCGAUUGUUCUAGACUCUCAUGGCAUCAAAUAAAUUAACAAAUGAUAACUGUGCCAAGCAAAUGAAAAUAAAGUGUAAUUUCGAAGGUUUCUUUCUUUUAUAAUUUGACAAUGUUAUUUUUCUUCCAGAAAUAAAUCGUUUAUCAGAUAUUCUAGCCGUAAAUAUUGGUUAAAAACGAAAGACAUUUUUUUCAUCAACAUAUUGUUUAGAAAGACUGGAAAUUGUUGUUUUAAGCAAAUAAGAAUUAAGUAUAAUUUCGAAGGUUUCGUUUCUUUAUAAUUUGAUGGACAAUGUGUUUUUUUUGUCAAAAUAAAUCGUUUAUCAAAUA